AUGUCAAUCAACGGCCCCUCCCCCCUCCCCCCAACAACCAUAACAACCAAUACCCCCAUCCCCCAAUCCAUGGCAAACGCCUUCCUAUCCGCCUACCUUGACCGCGCCUCCACAGACCCCGCGCUGCAACCCAACGCCAGCAUCAGCGAGCACGGCCCCGUCAGCCGCACCACGGCCUCCGCGCCGAACCUCAUCCUGCAUAAUCUCAAGCGCGUGCAGGCGGGGCUUGCGGGGGAGGUUCUGGGGCGGGACUUGACGAUGAUUCGGAUGGAGCCGGAACCGGAGACUGAGAAUGGGGAGGGGGUGUAUGAGGCCGGGCAGGAGCAGGAGAGGGUUGUUGAGGGGGAGAAGGAGGAGGCGGGGGAUGUGGAUAUGGAUAUGGGUGGGAUGGGAGGCGGUGGGGGGGAGGAGGGAGUUGAUAAGGAGGAGCGGAAAAGGAAGAAGAAGGAGAGGAGGUUGGCGGAGAAGAAGGCCAAGGCUAGGAGUGCUUGA
Aspergillus chevalieri is the source of this 492-nucleotide messenger RNA. RefSeq lists its product as uncharacterized. The coding region runs from base 1 to 492 and encodes 163 amino acids. The record is from RefSeq and is a predicted model, not a curated record. Lineage: Eukaryota; Fungi; Ascomycota; Eurotiomycetes; Eurotiales; Aspergillaceae. The transcript has a single exon.